GCUGUAUCGUAUCUGAUCGGGGCUUGCAUGCUGCAUGCUGCAUUACUGGGAUACUGAAUCAUAUGGCCCAGUUGCUUUAAUAAUGGCAUUGAUUGGAAUCGGCUACAAUAGCAACUUUUCCCCUCCUGGCAGUUCCAGCGGGACUGUCUUCGUCCCUGUUCCAGGGUAUCCUUUUUUUUUUGUUUUGAAACUCGGUUGCCAAUAAUCGGGAAAAACCAAAACAUCAAGCAUGGGGAGGUUUCUUCCGUGAUUUUAUAUUUACAUGCCAACUAACAUGGCAAGAGAAGAAUUGUUAAGUGGAGAGGAGUCGAGGGCAGAGGAGAGCGCGUACCAGCGUCGCUAACAGGGAUGCAUACAUACUGGUGUUCGUUCAGACACAACAACAACCUCUGAGAGAGCCAUUUAGCCAGUCUUGUUGAACCAACGUUCCAGACCGCUAUGUCUCAAAGUUAGGAACAAUCCCGCAACAAGCUUCGGAACCGACCCUUGCUACCAUUAUUCUCAGACGGGGCCCCAUAUUCAUUUUCUUCUCUUCCUUCUUCUCCCUCUUUCUCGAAGUCCCGACAAUCAAGUUCGUUGUCAAUAUCAGUAUCAACGCCGAGAAAACCCGUGCCGAUGUUUUUGGUUUCAACCAGUAAGAAUUGAGGGAUAAUUUCUUUCCAUUAUGUGCCCUAUGAUAGUCUAUGGGGUUAUUAACUAUGGGAACACGGCGCCAAGGGACUCACAUCAGAGUCCGAUGCGUGGAUACUUGGGUUGUUGCUCGAUGGCUGGGAGGAUCGGCUAAUCGAGCUGGGGAGUUGAGUGAUGCACUUCUUCUGCCCGUCUGGAGUGAAAGAAAAGCUACUUAUCCGAUGGUGUUGUUUAUCUUUGCCCGUUUUUGUUUCGUUUCGGGGUUUUUUUUUUUUUUUUUUUUUUUUUAUUUUUCUCUCUUUCUCAAGGCAAAGUCCACAAAAAUUGUCUUGUAGGGGUUUUUCUUCUUUUUUUUUUUCUGCAUGCGAACUCCGUAUUAUUGUGAUUCUAAUUCACUGUUUAGGUUUUCGUGAUGUUUGCCCGUCUUGAUUUGGCAGUUUAGCCAUAUACCUACACUACUCUCUGUGUGGUGUUUUGCUUUGAUACCUUACUCUGAGCAGUUCGGUUAGUUGAUAACAUUGCUUGCAGUUAUUAUCCCCAAUACUAGCUCCGAAAUAAAACAUAUCAAUAUCCAGAACCCAAAAAGGAUGAAAAUAAUCUCACCAACCGUGCUCCUCCCUCUCCUCUCGACAUCAUACCUCAUCACGCAUGCCACCGCAAGGAAGAACGGCAACGAUGCCUUCAACGGCAUACACACAGGCUGUUGUCCAUCGGAGCCUGAAUUCCAACAAGCAAUCUCCCACCCCAAUGCCACCGGCGCAUUGCCCUUCGUAGGCUUGCAUCUAGAUGAUAGCGCCAUCGCUACUCUGAGCAACGAUCGCCCACCAUCAACACCACCGCCCAAGAACUGGACAUGGACAACGGCUGUCAUGGAAGUGCCGCUGGGUAGCAGUGGCAACGGUGAGGGCAACGUAUCCGCCACAAAUCAGAUCUUCACACUGGAUAUACCGGAGGACGUGGAUAUCUAUAGCCCGAGACAUGGACGGAAUGUAUGCGUGUUGCUCCUAAAGAUGGUUACGGUUAAUCAGAAUGAUCCGGGGGACUGUGAGCAUAUAUUUCCCAGGGUGACGAUUGAGCGGAUGAGAGAGGAGCUUGUGAGGAGGGUUGGGGAGAUGACGCCGAAUAAAGCGAAUUCUUCGCCGUGUGCGGGGAUGCGGGGGCGGACGUCGUGGCAGGAAAUAAUCACUUCCUACCACCGCGCCAACACUACUCUCUUAACUCGCAAAACCCCCACCGCCGCCCAAUACCGCUCCACAACCAACCCGCACCCCGCCACAGACUACUCCCCCUACGACGCCGCCCUCGUCCGCACACAGCCCAUCUUCCUACUGGGCUACUCUACCGAUCCUGAAAUUCUCGCCGGCCCUGCGAUUCUCAAGAUGGAGCUGGCAGAGACGCGGUUGACGUGUGUCAGGGUUCAGAAGGUUUUGGAGGGGAGUCGCGGGGCCGAGAUGACGAGUGGGGGCGCGAUGGGGAGGAAAGGGUUGUUGAUGGGGAUGAGGAUGGGUAGCAACCACGAGAGGGGGGAUUUUGGGGGGGUUUUGGUUUUGUUGUGGGGGUUGCUGUUUUUUUGGUGGGUGAUAUAAUAAGGGGGUGUUCAAUUCUUUUUUUUUUUUUUUUUAGUUUUCUUUCUUUUUCUUUUUCUUUUUCUUUUUUUUUUUCGUGGUGCUGUUAUUUAGCGACUUUUGUCUUUUUCCUUGUUUAAAUCAUCAUUGAGCUUGGGAUGGGAAGAGGUUUGAAAAAUGCAUGGGUUAUGGGCUUGGGUAUAUAUUUUAUGAGCAUUGUUUCUUGUUCAUCUAACCUACUUACCUCACUAUCAGUCUUGUUGUCACAGGCUUGGGCUUGGAAGACGGACAAUACGAUAAAGUGAGAAAAACCCUUCUAAAAUAAUUCUACAUUUGUAUUUAUUUCUAUGUUGAACCUACCACUUAGUUAUCUGAAACGGCAUAAUUGAACGUGAAAAGCAGCGCAGCAGAGGUUCUUUUUCUAAGAGCUCGUUUUUAUUCUAUUCAUGGAAGCUAUUAGUUUAUCAAGCAUGUAAAUAACUAUCCCAUGAAACAAGUAAAUAAAAGAUAACAAGGCAAUAAAAGGACCCAUCAUAAACCUAGAUAGGAAAAUGUAAAAUUGCU
This is a messenger RNA of Blastomyces gilchristii SLH14081, 2759 nucleotides long. RefSeq lists its product as uncharacterized. The transcript is spliced from 3 exons. The record is from RefSeq and is a predicted model, not a curated record. The coding region runs from base 1218 to 2216 and encodes 332 amino acids. Lineage: Eukaryota; Fungi; Ascomycota; Eurotiomycetes; Onygenales; Ajellomycetaceae.